This is a messenger RNA of Drosophila guanche, 957 nucleotides long. RefSeq names its product mediator of RNA polymerase II transcription subunit 15-like. The record is from RefSeq and is a predicted model, not a curated record. Lineage: Eukaryota; Metazoa; Arthropoda; Insecta; Diptera; Drosophilidae. The transcript has 3 exons. The coding region runs from base 1 to 957 and encodes 318 amino acids.
AUGCCACUGCUGGACCUGAUUCGCGAGGAUCCAAGGCAGCAGCAGCUACAUCGGACGCAGCGCCAGGGCAGGCAACAACUACAGCAGCAGCAGCAGCAGCAGCAGCAGCAGGCCGCCAAUCCAAGCUCCAGACGCCAGACACAGCGACAACAACGCAACGCCGAGCCGAUACAGACCCAUGGAUCAUGCAGCCAGGCGUUGGGAGAGAGCAUGAAAAGAUUGGAGAAAUUAGAGUCUCGUAUGGAGGAAAUAUUCUCUGUACUUACCCGAUUAAUCCAUCUGCAGACUCCGCCAGCAGAGGUAGCAACAACGCCAGCAGCCCAAACGGCAGCGCCGCCACAACCAGCUCCUCCAGCAGCAGAAACUCCAGGUCCUGCAGCGACACCGGAACCUGUGAGGGGAAUGUCCUCUCCUCAUCCAUUACAGCGUUUCAGCACGGAAACGGUGCCGCCGCGCACCUAUAUCUUUGACCCGGCGCCAGAACCAGAGCCAGACAGCGACGAGAUGGAAGAUGACGGGGACGAAGCGUGGACAGAUGACUCCUUAAAUGGGGUUGAAGCGUACCGUCGGACCCUGAGCGGAUACAUAUCCUUCUGGUGCAAGGAAUCUGAACUGGANCAGACUCCGCCAGCAGAGGUAGCAACAACGCCAGCAGCCCAAACGGCAGCGCCGCCACAACCAGCUCCUCCAGCAGCAGAAACUCCAGGUCCUGCAGCGACACCGGAACCUGUGAGGGGAAUGUCCUCUCCUCAUCCAUUACAGCGUUUCAGCACGGAAACGGUGCCGCCGCGCACCUAUAUCUUUGACCCGGCGCCAGAACCAGAGCCAGACAGCGAUGAGAUGGAAGAUGACGGGGACGAAGCGUGGACAGAUGACUCCUUAAAUGGGGUUGAAGCGUACCGUCGGACCCUGAGGUACCAUCUCGACAACCUUGUAUCCUGGCAGGGAUACAACUAA